AUCAGACUCAAUAGGAAUGGUCAGAUAUGGUGUACUCAUAAAGGAGAACAUACAGCAACGAGCUUAUAACCAAUAGCGUGCCUCCUGCCCCACCUCCUCUUUCCUACCAUUAAAUUCAUCACUGAUCUCCUAAGUCUCAACAAUCACGAACCUUCCAACAAUCAAUUCUCCCAGGACCAGAAAGAUCCAUCUCUCCAUCCGUGCAGCAGGAUGUUGUUACAGUUGUAUUAGUGUGAGUGUGAGAGCGCUACUGCAUGCAUCCAGGGACCCAGGAGCCCUGACUUCUUGGCACUGCUUGCACCUCGGGCCACUGGUGGGACAGCACACACUCUCACCCGGGGGGCAGAUGAGAUCUCCAUCACCGUAUCCCAUCUCUUCCUCUCAUCAUCAUCAACACACACCCUUCACCCCAACCCCUCCCUCUUCCCCCUCUCGCUUUCUGAGGUGUCUGGUGACUCUGGCCCCUGUUAUCUUGCCCCUCCCUUCAUCGUAGAAGAGAGGAAGAGAGAGGGAGAAAGAGAGAGGCUGCAGCCCACCACCACUAUGUCCCCUGAGGCCCCUUGCCUGCCUGCCUGCCUGCCCCUCCUGCUGCUCAGUACAGCUGUGGCUCAGCACCAGACCCUAACCAGCUGGGAUCUCAAGCCUGCCAGAGAGCCAAGAGAAGAGCCACUGUGUGAGAAAGCUCCUUACCACUUUUCACUUGCUCUUCAUUAGGUGAACCAUAGAGACACUAACUCCAACUGCAACUGCCAAACCUCUCUGCUGGUCCUGAGAAGAUCCUCUUUUGAGAAUGGCUGUGGCAGAGGGCGCAGCUUCGUUGGCAGGACCCCUGGCCCUGGCACUGCCCCUUGUGCUCACCCUGUUCAGCCUGGCACCGGCACCCACUUUGGGAGGAUGCCCAUCAGCUUGCCGGUGCUCUUUCGCCAUGCUGCAGUGCCUUGAGCUCGAUGGUAUCACUAGCAUCCCGGCACUGGCGCCACAAGAGAGCGAGAACGUGACAGAGAUUUACAUAGAAAACCAAGCGGGCCUGGAAAGCAUUAGAGAAAAUGAUCUGGUUAGCUACAGGGAGCUGAAGAACCUCACUGUCACAUCGUGCAAGCUAAGGUUCAUCUCUGCCAAUGCCUUCCUGUCCAACUCCAAGCUGCAGUAUGUGAAUCUGGCAUCAAACUAUCUGGAACACAUUUCCUGGAGGGUGUUUCAUUCUCUGCCUCUGCUGAACCUGGUUUUGCGGGACAACCCUCUCGUUUGCUCAUGUGACCUCCACUGGCUCCAGCAGUGGCAGCGUAGUGAACGCGGUGACCUGGACAACCAAAUGUUGUUUUGUAUCUCCAAUGACCAGGAAGUACCCCUCAACUCUUUGGUGAUAGAUAACUGCAGUCUGCCUGAGGUAACUAUUCUCCCCUCCAACAACAAGAUUGAGCAAGGAGGCAACCUGACUUUUGAGUGUCAUGUGACAGGAAGUCCCACUCCCGAAGUGAGAUGGCGAACGAAUGAGCUCUACUCUCGCUUCUCCACCGAGAAGAAAACCUCGGGCUCCACAGUAGAUCUGGUCGUUUACCUCACUGACGUUUCCUCCAGUGACAACCUGUACAAUCUGACGUGUGAGGCCGAGAACCAAGCUGGGCCCGGGGAGGACAUGGUGCAAUUGGACAUUGAGUUUCCAGCCAAAAUCCUCUUCCUGAGAAACGCAGAGCCGCAGCACCACUGGUGUUUCCCCUUUGCAGUGGACGGCAAUCCUGAUCCAGGCAUCACCUGGCUGUAUAAUCAGCAGGAGCUCAAGGAGAGCAAAUACACAUACACCCAGCUCAUCCCUGACUCAGCUGACGGAUCAGUGAAGCAUGGUUGUCUCUUCCUCAACAAGCCCACCCACAUCAACAACGGCAACUACACUCUGAUUGUGCGGAACAAACUGGGAAAUGAUGAGGCCACUGCCACCGGGAUGUUUAUGGAUAAUCCCUUCGACCCGUUUGAUCCUGAGGGGAUAAUUCCAGUCCUCGAUGUGGAUCCAAUUCCUACAAAUAAAUCAGACAUGGACGUCACAGAGAACCUGGAGAGUCGAGUGUUUGUGGUGUCUGUGGCCGUGGGUCUCGCUCUGUUUGCCUGCGCUUUUCUUCUCAUCAUGGUUUUGGUUGUUAACAAAUGUGGCCAGCACUCCAAGUUUGGUAUUCACCGUUCAUCAGUUUUGGGCACUGAGGAUGACCUGGCUGUGUCGCUUCGUUUCAUGAAUUUUGGAAACAGCCCGCCUUCCUCGGAUGAAGACUCUGGUUUAUCCAGCUUCGUAGAGAAUCCACAGUACUUCUGCGGCAUCAUCAAGGACAAAGACAUGUGUGUCCAGCAUAUCAAACGGCAGGACAUUGUGUUGAAGUGGGAGCUCGGUGAAGGAGCGUUUGGCAAGGUCUACUUGGCAGAGUGUGCCAACCUCAGCCCAGACAGCGACAAGAUGCUGGUCGCCAUCAAGACUCUGAAGGACGCCAACGAGUCGACCCGGCAGGACUUCCAGAGGGAGGCGGAGCUGCUGACGGUGCUCCAACACCAACAUAUCGUGCGAUUCUACGGCGUCUGCACGGAUGGAGAGCCUCUGGCCAUGGUGUUUGAAUACAUGAGACAUGGAGACCUCAACCGCUUUCUUCGAGCUCACGGCCCUGACGCUCGUAUCCUCGAGGAGACGAAGAUGCCCCCGCUGGGUGAGCUCACUCUGCCUCAGAUGCUGCACAUUGCUUCCCAGAUUGCUUCGGGCAUGGUCUACCUGGCAUCGCUGCACUUUGUCCACCGUGACCUGGCAACCCGCAACUGUCUGGUGGGAGAGGGCCUGGUGGUCAAAAUCGGAGACUUUGGCAUGUCGAGAGACAUCUACAGCACAGAUUACUAUCGGGUGGGUGGACGCACCAUGCUGCCAAUCCGCUGGAUGCCUCCGGAGAGCAUCAUGUACAGGAAGUUCACCACGGAGAGCGACAUCUGGAGCUUCGGCGUGGUCCUUUGGGAGAUUUUCACCUAUGGGAAGCAGCCCUGGUACCAGCUGUCCAACAGUGAGGCCAUCGAAUGCAUCACGCAGGGACGGGAGCUGGAAAGGCCACGCACUUGUCCCAAGGAGGUGUACCUGCUGAUGCAGGGCUGCUGGCAGAGAGAGCCCCAGCAGAGGAUGGUCAUCAAGGACAUCCACAGCCGCCUGCUGGCCCUGGUCAAGAACCCGCCGGUUUAUCUGGAUAUUCUGGGUUAGAGGGGCCAAGAGGCACACAGGGAGUAGAGUUCAGAGGCUGGGGAGGUUGGCUUUGAUUUGAGACCUUAAACUUGUUCCUUUUAAUUCUUUAACUUUAUUCAGGGGGUAAUUGCUUUAAACAGGUUCCUGCUUUUUCUUUUAUCACCUAAAAAAACAGUGUGAAUGUUAUUUCCACGAUACUUGAUGGACCGUUCCAACAGUCUGCAGCGACAUUCUGCUUCAGUUUUUCCUCAUCUCGGCUCGACCCUCGACCCUGUUCACUGCCCCGUCGUCGUCUGGAAACCUGUCAAAUGUUUACCAAAGUGUUUAAUGUUUAUCUGAAGGGGGAUCAGCCUGAUGGAGGGACGUGCAUGGAUAAGUGUUGGAUAUACAGUAUAUGGGCCUUUACGUUGCUAUGAAUGUGACAGCUUGUCAGGGAGUCUUUGCUCUGCAGCGUUAUCAUGAGAGGCUCGCGAGCUGAGCUGAGCUGCGGUGCAUUUUAUACGACGCUACAGCCGACACUUGUGUGGAAAGGCAAUUAGAAAAUGAGACAGAUGCUGACAAGAGAGGGAACUUGACAUCAUGAGUCAGAAGUGAGAGCCAAUUUUACAGAUUUGGGCACAGCAGACAGUCAUUGGUGUAGUGACUGAUUUUGGAUAAGUUUUGAUAUAGAGGGUUUUCAGUGAUGUAUAGGAUACCCAAUCAAAACCUUUUAAAAGCUAAAAAAUGUACUUGACUUGUUCUUAAUGUGUCAAAUCCAGUGUAUAUUAUGAAUAUUUUUCAAAAGCAAGAACAAAAAUGGUCAUAUAUUAGCAGUGAAUGUGUUUCCUGAUCCAUUAAGAAGUGUGUUUACAUUUAAUUUAGUUUUGCGGUAAGAUGUGAAAAGAAAAAAAGAUCCAAAGAUGAGCGGUUUGACCUGUGGCCUGCCUGCAAGACUCAGGAGUGGCUUUUUGUACAAAUUAGCGAUGUUUAACAUGCUACUGUAACGACCUUUAAAAAUCAAAGUGCGGCACUGAAAUUCGGUAAGGGGGCAAGACGGUGGGUCGGUGACACACUGAGACGGCUUUAGAGGUAACAGAUGGAUUAAAGUGAGUGAAACUCCAGGAGCAGAGGGACAGAUGGCACUGAAACAGACACUGGAGGUGAGGCGACCACCAUGGGAAAAAAGAAAA
This is a messenger RNA of Scomber scombrus (Atlantic mackerel), 4368 nucleotides long. It is a transcript of the gene ntrk1, whose product is annotated as neurotrophic tyrosine kinase, receptor, type 1. Gene Ontology annotation, molecular function: transmembrane receptor protein tyrosine kinase activity; neurotrophin binding; neurotrophin receptor activity. Gene Ontology annotation, cellular component: signaling receptor complex; plasma membrane; axon. Bases 791 to 3217 code for a protein of 808 amino acids. The record is from RefSeq and is a predicted model, not a curated record. The transcript has 18 exons. Gene Ontology annotation, biological process: nerve growth factor signaling pathway; multicellular organism development; positive regulation of kinase activity. Lineage: Eukaryota; Metazoa; Chordata; Actinopteri; Scombriformes; Scombridae.